Messenger RNA from Durusdinium trenchii, 312 nucleotides. Lineage: Eukaryota; Dinophyceae; Suessiales; Symbiodiniaceae. The record is from the annotation of a GenBank genome assembly.
AUGGCAGACACUGAGAAAGCCAAACAGGUUCAUGCUCAACGAGUACAGCAGUUGGAGGUACGCAGGCAGCAAGCAUUGCAGCAGCACCAAGAGCUCCAAGCCAAGCGGUCAGAGGAGCAACGGCAACUACACUUGCUGCAGUCUCAACGAAUGGAGUUGGAGGCGGAGGUAGCUGCAGCACGGCGCGGUCAUGAAGUUGAAAUGGGUGAGCUCCGGGCAAUUUCAAAGGCUGUCUUGGACAAGGCCGAGUCAUACAAUCUAUCUUUGGAAAACUUGAUCCAGGAGCAUGGUCACAACAACGCCAAGGUGUGA